This is a messenger RNA of Rhododendron vialii, 5877 nucleotides long. Its product is annotated as trans-Golgi network-localized SYP41-interacting protein 1. The transcript has 10 exons. Lineage: Eukaryota; Viridiplantae; Streptophyta; Magnoliopsida; Ericales; Ericaceae. The record is from RefSeq and is a predicted model, not a curated record. Bases 286 to 5577 code for a protein of 1763 amino acids.
GAGCAUCCUCCGCAAACGGCGACGUUUCAACCCCACCCAUGACAUACCCAACGAAAAUAACGUCAACACGACGAGCAAAAAAAAAAAAAAAAAAAACAAACAUUGCUACGUUUCUCACUCUGCAAAUUCCCAGAUCGAUCCUGCCAAUUCAACUAGGAAUCGCAAUCGAAUCAUCAAUUUCCAGUUUCCGAAAGAAAUAGCACUGUCGAAUUGCUCGAAAAAUUCAAUCCAAUUCUCUCACCGGAUCUGAAGUUGACUUGUUAACCUGUUAUGAUUGGAUAAGAUAUGUCGGAGAAUUAUGACUCUGGAGCUGUGGAAAACGGAGGAGAUGAAACAGGAAGUCCCGGCGGUGCUGGAGGUUUCAUUACCGUCGAACCAGUUGAGGAACCGAGCUCCCUUCAGGUGGAUCAUGUGUACCUCAGCAAUGGGGUUUUGUUGACUGGUGAUGAUUCAGCAGAAAAUGUCCCUAGUGAUGUAGGAGUGAUAGAGGAUGGGGGAAAAGAGGAGAUGUUUGUUGAUUGCCCAGAUGAGUUGAUUCUUUCUGAUAAUAGGGAAGCGAUGGCCAUUCCUGAAAUGCAAGAGAGUUCAGAGGAGAAAGAUGAUAUGCAGGAUACUGGAGUACAUGAGUCAGCCAAUGGGGGACAGGAAUACAAGGAAGAUAGGGAUGCCUUAUUGAAAGAACUUGCUAAUCUUCAGCAUCAGCUCAAGGCUCUUACAGGUCAACAUUCAUCACUUGAGGAAAAUACUAGUGGUCUGGUUGAUAGAGUUAAUGAAGAAGAAAUGGGAGAGGUUGAGAAAAAGAUAUCAUUAUCUGAUAACCCAUUGCAUGAUAUGAUGAAUGAAUGCUCCAAUCUUGUUCAGAAUGCUUUGGAUGUGCGGUUGCAAAAGGAUGAAAUGAUUAGAGAGCUCAAAACCAUGCUUUCUAUGAAGGGUCAAGAAAUUGACGAUCUUCAUGCAAAGGUUCAUGAUGAACAGUAUCAUGUUGAGGCUACUGCAGACAGGAUGUUAGCUUCUCUCGGCAUGUCAGUUACUGAAGAAAAUUUGCUGGAUGAUUCUGUUUCUGGGAAAAUGUCUCAUGUUGAGAGGAACACUUACCUUCUAAUUGAGAACUAUAAUUAUUUCCUUUCUGAAAUUUAUCUCCUUCAGCAGUGUUUGACUGAGGCCAGGCCAGAUUUGAUUGUACAAAACGACUUUGGGACAACUUUUCUUGCCACACGUGAUGUUUUGCUCGAGCAUAAAAGAAAGGAAGUAGACUUGUCUCAGAAACUAAGUAAUUUGGAAGACGAAAAUAAGAAGCUAGUGGAACAGCUUGACAAAAGCAAAGAAAUGGUGAAGCUGGCAAAUGGAGAUGUUGAAAAACUCAGAGCAGAACUUGAACAUGAGAAAUCUAAGUAUGCUAAUACCAAAGAAAAGCUCAGCUUAGCUGUGACAAAAGGGAAGGCAUUGGUUCAGCAGCGAGAUUCAUUGAAGCAGUCUCUGGCUGAGAAAACAAGCGAGCUUGAGAGAUGUUUGAUGGAAUUGCAAGAAAGGUCAGAUUCCCUUGUGGCUUCUGAAAUGAGUAAGGAGGAGUUGGUCAGAACCGAAAUUUUGGCUGCUUCACUGCAAGAAGCCCUCUCCCAAAGGAACACUAUUCUUGCACGAUGUGAAGAAAUUUUGUCUGAGACUGCAGUAUCCCAGGAACUCCAGUCAGCUGAUAUUACAGAUAGAAUUAGAUGGCUUGCCGAUGAGAGAAAUCGACUGAAGGGUGUGACCGUGGAGUAUGACAAACUCAUAGAUGCCUUAUCUGUGAUUGAUAUACCAGAACAUGUUUCAUCUUCUGACCUGGAAUCUCGAGUCAAUUGGGUCGUGCAGUCAUUUUUCCAGACCAAGGAAGAAGCUAAUAGACUGCAAGAUCAAAUUUCUGAGGUUAGCGGAGCUGCACGAAAUGAGAUAGAGCGCUUAACUGCUUUGCUACUAGCAGAACAACAAGAGAAGACUUAUCUUCAAGAGGAGUUGAAAGACCUUUCUCACAAGUACGACAAGAUUGUUGACAGGGAGUGUCAUGUUUUAUCGGAGAAAAAUCAGAUGGUUAGUAUGCUGCUAGAGGCAUCUGGGAUUCCAAUGGAUUGUCAAGAAGACAGCGAUAAACCUUCCUCUGAUGUGGCAGUUCUCAUAGAAAGAUGUAUUGGUAAAGUCAAAGAACAAAGCAGUGCCUCCUCUGGACCCUCUGGUCUUGAGGCAGAAGUCUUUGAAACAAUUCAAACUCUCUUGUAUGUAAAGGACCAAGAGUUGAUGCUGUGUGAGAAAUUAUUAGAAGAAGACGUGCUUCUUAGAUCAAAGUUGAAUACUCUAUCAGAUAAGUUGAGAAACAUGUCUAAAGAAAUAGAAGUGCUGAAAGACGAGAAAAAUGCUAUGCAGAAAGAUCUGGAACGUUCGGAGGACAAAUCUGCUCUACUGAGGGAAAAAUUAUCUAUGGCUGUUAAAAAAGGCAAGGGAUUAGUUCAAGAUCGAGAAAACUUGAAAAAGAACUUGGAUGAAAAGACGGCAGAAAUUGACAAGUUAAAGCUUGAGUUACUGCAGCAAGAAUCUGCACUUGGUGAUUUCAGAGAUCAGAUUAGCAUACUAUCAACGGAUGUGGAAGUGAUACCCAAGUUGGAGUCUGAUCUCACGAGCAUGAAAGAUCAAAGGGAUCAACUUGAGCAGUUUUUAGUGGAGAGCAAUAACUUGUUACAAAGAGUGAUGGUAUCUAUUGAUGGGAUUGUUCUUCCCAUUGAUUCAACAUUCGAAGAGCCUGCACAGAAGUUACAAUGGCUUGCAGGUUACCUCAAUGAAUGUCAAGUUGCAAAGAAACACAUGGAUCAAGAAUUAGAGAAACUGAAAGUAGAAUCUGCUGCUCUUUCCAAUGAAAUUGCAGAAGCCUACGUCGCGAAGAAAUCACUGGAAGAGGCACUGUCUCAUGCAGAGAAUAAUAUUUCCCGGUUAGCUGAAGAAAAGAGGGAACUAGAAAUUGAUAAGACAUAUGGGGAGCAAGAGCUACAGAUAGCAUUGGAGGAAGCUUCUGCCCAAGCUGGCAAAUUUGCUGAGGCUUGUUCAACAAGAAAGUCGCUUGAAGAUGCUUUAUCAGAAGCCGAGGAUAAGAUAUCUGAUCUCAUGAAUGAGAAAGAAGAAGCUCACCAUAGUAGAGCUUCAGCAGAAAUGGAGCUAAAAAAAGUGAAGGAGGAAGUUUUGAUCCAGACUGGAAAACUCACAGAGGCCUAUGGAACUAUAAAAUCACUUGAAGAUGCACUCUCACAGGUGGAGACAAACGUUGCUUUGCUUUCUGAGGAGAAUAAUAAUGUGCAAGUUGGUAGAACCAAUUUGGAAAAUGAAAUGAAGAAGCUGAAAGAAGAAGCUGAUUCCCAAUCUAUCAAGCUUACAGAUUCAUACUCAACAAUAAAGUUGCUGGAAGAUGCUUUGUUGAAGGCAGAGAAUAACGUUUCCGAACUGGUUGGUGAAAAGGAAAAGGCUGGAGAAGAGAUAGUGGCACUUAAUACCAAGUUAAAUGCAUGUAUGGAAGAGUUAGCUGGAACCACUGGCAGCUUGGAUAGUAGGUCUCUGGAGCUUUCCAGUCACCUUGACAGUCUUCAGUUGCUUUUGAAAGAUGAUAACCUGUUGUCCUUACUUAAACGAAGCUUUGAGCUCAAAUUGGAGCGCCUCAGAGAUAUGGAUGUUCUUCUGGAAGACAUGAAGAAUCAUUAUGUUGAAAUGCAAUCAGAACCACUGCAAAGUUAUCCUUCUGUCACAAAGGAAGAUUCCGAUUUCUCAAAGUUCGCAGCUGGCCUUGACAAUAUUGCAAAUGGAGAUAUAAACGAGGGUCACGCCAAUGCAGAAGAUGGUGAUAGUUUGGAAUCCUAUUACAGCAAAACAGUUGAAGGAUUUCAUCUUAGAAACAAGAUUCUUGCAGAUAAUGUUAAAGGUUGUUCUGCUUUCAUGGAUGAAUUUAUUGCAGCCCUUUUGACAAAAUUGCUUGCAACAAGAGAUGGACUAAUGCUUAAGGGUGACCAAAUUAUAUCUUUGAAGCAAAAGGUGGAUAACCUUGAAAUGGUUAGGCAGGCACAGGAGAGUAAGAUCGUCAUUUUGGAAAAUGACAUUUCGAUUUUACUGUCAGCUUGUACCGAUGCAACUAACAAACUGGAGGCCGAAAUUGAGAACAAUCUGGUGGAAGUGAGCUCUGUCCCAGAAAUGAGAGAAGUCAGUGGAGAUGCAGUAGCAGAACAUCAGACGACACUUGACAACAUCAAAUACCUAACAACUGCAAAGAACUUGUCACUGGCUGCUAGAAAGGUUGGACAUCUAAUUAAACAGUUUGGGAAUAUAAGGAAUGAAUCAGCUGAUGCAAUCAAAGAGUUCGAGAACAAUUUGACAGAAACCAGAAUAAGUUUGGAAAAUGCCAUAGAAGAAAGGGACUUGAACCACAGUAGGAUUUCUAAAUUGGAGAGUGAUGUAGAAGCAUUACAGAAAUCUUACCAAGAGGUUAGGUUUCUAGCAGAAGAUUAUGAGGCAAAGGAGGAUAAGAUGAAUGACAAAGAAGCAGAAAUCUCGUCCUUACGCAACGCUUUGUUGACUAAAGAAAAAGAGGCUGAAGAAGCUUUCAUGUCAGCAUCGCUGGUGAAAUCCCUCUAUGAUAAAGUAAAUGACCUUGAAGUCCCUUUUGCCGAGUUCAAAGUAGGAGAUACUGAUUUCCAUAAUUCAGACCAUGCAAAGAAGCUCUUCUACAUAAUUGAUGUUGUUACUCCAAUGAUGCAUCACAUGAACUCCUUAUCUCAUGAGAAGGAAGAAUUGCAGUCAACCCUUGUGAAACAGGUUCAGGAAAUUGAACAUCUGAAGGAGAAAGUUGAACAACAGAAUUUAGACAAGCAAGACUAUGAGAAUAUGAAGAAUGAAUUAUUUGAGCUAGAGUUCACUUUGGAAAGUAUUAUUCAGAAGUUAGGAGGUAAUGAUUUAGUUGAAGACCCAAAAACUAUUGGUGUUAGAGGAUUCAUACCAGUUUUAGAAAAGCUGGUUAUGGCUGUGAUUUUAGAAUCUGAAAAUUCAAAAUCCAAAGCCCAGGAACUCAGUGCCGAGUUGCUUGGAAGCCAAAAGGUUGUGGAUGAAUUGUCAAAUAAGGUUAAAUUUCUUGAAGAUUCUAAACAAGGUAGGUCUGUUUCACCUGAGGUUGCCCGAGAAACUAGCAUCUUUGAAGCAUCUUCUUUGCCUACUCGGUCAGAGAUAACUGAAAUUGAAGAUGUGGGACCCAUUGCAAAGAAAGCAGUUGCUCCGACUGCUUUCGCCACCCAUGCGCGAACUCUGCGUAAGGGAUCAAAUGAUCACCUUGCAAUCGACAUCGAUUCCGAAUCUGACCGUUUGAUUGAAAACGAGGAAACUGAUGAAGAUAAAGGUCAUAUAUUCAAGCCCUUGAAUACAUCGGGUCUCGUUCCAGUACAAGGGAAGAUGAUUGCAGACCGGAUUGAUGGACUUUGGGUAUCUGGUGGUCGAGCUUUGAUGAGUCGUCCGAGAGCAAGGCUUGGACUUAUGGCCUAUUGGUUGCUCUUGCAUAUAUGGCUACUAGCCACCCUAUAGCAGAGCUUGUGAUCCAUUCCCCCUACAUUGCACCAACUCCAUUUCUUUUUUCCAAAAGCAAUUGUAUCAUAGACAAACUGCAUUUUAUCCAUUUUUCCUUUUUAUUUUUGUGACUUGUACGAUAGUUUUUGUUCAUAUCAUUUCCAUAUAUACUUUGGUUCUCUGCAAUCGGAUUUUAGGGUUUCAGAGGACCCAGGCCUCCAUGCUUAUGGAGAGUAUUUGAUGCCUGUUUUUCUUUUGGCUUCUAUGUAGAACAGGAAUUUGUUAUUAAGUAAUGUAUAGAUAUUUCUUUCUCCUUUA